Messenger RNA from Cololabis saira (Pacific saury), 2297 nucleotides. RefSeq names its product amyloid beta A4 precursor protein-binding family B member 1-interacting protein. NCBI's taxonomy places the organism in Eukaryota, Metazoa, Chordata, Actinopteri, Beloniformes, Belonidae. The coding region runs from base 222 to 1004 and encodes 260 amino acids. The record is from RefSeq and is a predicted model, not a curated record. The transcript has 3 exons.
CUGGAAAGCUACACAGUUCUUCACCAGAGCUUUUGCUGUAUUCAUUUUUCUCAAUUUUGGUUUCCUUUUGUUUUUCAACUGAAUUUGUCUCCAACAUUUCCACAUAUGAACAAUAGUUGCUGAAUUUUACUUCCUGGUGACUCCUGCUCAUACUUCUGGGUAUGGAUGGAUAACUUCAUUAAAGACUCCACCGCAGUUUCCACUAAUCAAACCCGGACGCAAUGCAGCCUGGCCAUCCGGUAAUCAGUUCCAUCUCUCUUCAGAUCCAUCCCCAGGCCAAGAUUGCUUUUCUUAACAGUCCGCACCCAAUCCGCUUUGAUACCAUCCAGCCAAUCUUUGUCAAGGCCAUAAUCAAUCCUAAGCAGGGAAUGGAAGAGCCCCUUCAGCUGCAGACCCCCCAGCCCCCAAGGAGCUGCAGCUCACCUGGACCUGCAGGGAAAUCAUGCUGGAACUUGGACUUAAGGGUGGCAGUGCUUUUGGUGACUCUGGCAGGAGUCGUAAUCCUGCUGCUGCUGUACAAACUUUUACAGCUGAGACACAGGCUGGGAUUGGCCAGGGCAAGCCAUGGUUUGGAGUACAGCAGCUUCUACUACAGAGCCACUUAUACUCUUAAACCCUUCACAUCUGUUCAGGACGUGCCUGUGAAGAAUGGAACGGCCCCUGAAUAUACUCCUCCAAUUCAAACAGUAACUGCAGUAACGCCCGCUGUCAUUACCCCAGUACCACCGCCACCUGUGCCCCCUCAACCUAUACUCUCACUCCCUACUCCUGCACUGCCUCUUCCAGCUGUCCACCCAACACCAUCUCUCCCUCAAACACCGCGUGUGCUAUCACUCCCUCUCCCCCUGCCAGUAAUCAACACCACCCCGCCCAGCCCUCACCUGUCAUGGGGUGCAUGUUCAGAUGUAGAUGUUUACUCCCGGAUAGGAGCUUUCAGGCCCUCCAGGCUUUCCAGCCUCUCCAGCCAAUCAACGGUCAUCCUGUUUGAACACUCGUCUCUCUGAACUCAGACACAGAACAAGAUCGUCAAUAUGAGUUAAUACGUCAUAUUUUCUAUGAUUUAAAAUAAAAUGUAUGCUUCAGUGCUUUAAAUUGAUCAGUGCAACAAAAACAACCCUUAAUUUAGGUGGAAGCACUUUGUAACUGGCCUAUAAUCAGUUUCUUUCCUUCAGCAUUACAACUACUCUCUAAUCUUUUCUGAGCCAAAUAAAAAGAUAAAAUAAAGUGACUAAACACGGCAGUAAAUUUUGUAAAAAGAAAAACACAAACUAAAUAACCUGGUAUAGUUCAAAUAUCAAGGCUUAUUUUCUGCGCGUGUGUGUGUGUGUGUGUGUGAGUGUGUGUGUGUGUGUCAGGGUUUAAGACAGCUGCAUGACUCCAUGACUGCACAUAAUCAAUGUAUAAUUUAAAGAGAAUAUGCUUUGCUGCGCUGCCAAUUAUACUGGAAGACUGUCUCAACUGGCUGUGCGUUGACUUAGAAGGAUCUGAGCAUGAAUACAAAACAAUUUUUAAAAUGAAAGGUCUCACUGCGGAUGAAGCUCUGCACCUCCUCUGGCGGGGUUUGAGGAAACGAACCCUUGAGCCACCACAAAUCAUUUCAAGACACCACCAAGAAAAAGUUCACAUGGCCCUGCAGGUUGAGCGCUGAUACGAUCACGCCAGCGACAAGCCGACUGAUGUGGGGUCCCAGAGGAGUACCACGAGCUUUGGCCAUGUUUUGCAUGUUGUUUGGGUUGCAAAUAUAAGCAUUUACCUUAGCAAAGAACAUAAAAAAGCAUCAGUUUCAUAAAUAUUCAGAUAUUGGCUAAUUUAUCUUUUGCCUCUGAGUUUGUGCAUUUUAUAAUUUUUACUUCUCUUUAGACGCAAUAUACCAAAGCUGAAAAUUCACUAAACUGUUAUUAAGAAACUCAUGUGGUAGGAUUAAACAAAUCUCUUUAAGCACUUAAACAUCACCUAGUGAUUUCAAAUUAAGCUACUUUUUUACUUCACAUUAUUUGCUAACCCUUAUUCUUAUAUCUAUACAUAUAAGCUAAGCACAAAAAAUAAGUCUGGCGGCCUAUUUUUAUAUAUAUAUAUAUAUAUAUAUAUAUAUAUAUAUAUAUAUAUAUAUAUACUGUAUAUAUAUAUUGUGUGGCGGACACAAUUAUGGAUCUCGCACCCAUCAGGACUGUAGGGAAGGGGGCGUGGUCACAAGGCGUUUUAUGGUUGCUUAGCAACGCGUGUUCUGUUGAGUUGUCAGCUGUUAGUUGUCAACUGUCAGUUUCUGUGGCAGUUAGAUUCCGUUGUCUGGGAAUAAA